UCACCAUCGAUAGACGAAGACCAGAUGAGGUUCCUAAACCCCACACACCAGUGGGGAGAAUAGGAGAUGAUUGCUUUCUUCCAACUUACAAGAUAAGGUCCAGACCACACAAUAAAUUAAGUGAUCUAGCUAGGAGCCAUGGUAUACUCAGGUUUUGGAAUUGAAACUUUCCUUUGUAUACAACUUCUGCUGCUCAUAAUCAUUGAAGCCAAUGAUCCACAAGUCGUCUGUAUAAAUGACAAGGGCAAUUACACCGCCGGUAGUGUCUACCAGAAAAACCUCUACAAGUUUCUCUCCUCCCUCGGGAAUAAUAAGAGAAGCAACGGCUAUGGCCUCUACAUGUACAACUCCUCUUUUGACCAAGAUAAUAAUGUUGCCGACAAUGUUUACGUCAUCGGGCUUUGCAGACCGGAUCUCUACCCGAAUGCUUCCCUCAGUAUCUUCAAUGAGUCUGCACACAAUCUCACUAGGGCUUGUCCAAAUCAGAAGGAGGCAGUCAUAUGGAAUGAGUAUUGCAUGGUACGUUACUCCAACCGCUCCUUUCAUGGUCUUGAGCUUUCUCCUAGUUACCACCGAUCCAGCACGAAAAACCUAUCGUCGUCGGAUAUCUAUUCGUUCAAUGAUUUUCUGGUGGAAGUGAUCGGAGGGCUGAAAAUUCAAGCAGCUGCAGGCGGUCUUCAGAAGAAGUUUGCUGUGGAAAAUAAAAGGGCGACGUAUUCCAACACUCAAUCAAUACAAGGAAUCGUGCAGUGCAUUCCAGACUUGUCGGAGGUAGACUGCAGUCGCUGCUUGGAUGAGAGUUUGAAACAGCUUCAGAAAUGUUGUUAUGGGAUGGAUUCUGGGAGAUACGGUAAUCCCAGUUGUAAUUUGAGGUAUGAUGUUUACCCCUACGAGAAUCCUGUUUCAACAGACUUUCCAACUACCCCGCCACCAGCCGAUGCGAUCAAAAUUCCACGAGGAAAAAAGAAGAGCGGCAUAUCUUCAGUGACUCGCAUGAGUCGCAUCAUGAUUGAUGUGGCAAUAGUAGUUUCCUUAUUGGUUCUAAUUAUGCCCAUCUGCAUCUAUCUGAGAGUGAGGAAUAAAAGGAAAAAAAUUGAAGAAAAACCAGAAGAAAUCCAAUCUGCUGAAGCUUUGCAAAUUAACUUUCGCUCCAUUAGAGCUGCCACAAAUAACUUUUCAGAAGCAAACAAACUUGGACGGGGAGGAUUUGGUACUGUUUACAGGGGUAUACUUCCCGAUGAUAAGGAUAUAGCGGUUAAAAGGCUUUCUAGGAACUCUGCACAAGGAGAUUUAGAGUUCAAAACAGAAGUUUCGCUUCUAGCCAGGCUUCAGCAUAAAAAUUUGGUUAGGCUUCUUGGUUUCUGCCUGGAACAAAAUGAAAAGAUUCUUGUAUAUGAGUUCGUCCCUAACGCGAGUCUUGAUCAAUUCAUAUUUGAUGAAGUCAGGCGCACACAUUUGGAUUGGGAUAUUCGCUACAAGAUCAUAGUAGGCAUUGGGAGAGGGCUCCUUUACCUUCAUGAGGAUUCUCGUCUUAAAAUCAUUCACCGUGACCUCAAAGCUAGCAACAUUCUGUUAGAUGCAGACAUGAACCCCAAGAUUGCAGAUUUUGGUAUGGCGAGAUUAUUUGAUCUCGAUCAAUCACAAGCCGAAACCACACGAGUUGUGGGAACAUAUGGAUAUAUGGCUCCAGAAUAUGUGAUGCAUGGACGGUUUUCGGUGAAAUCUGAUGUCUUCAGCUUCGGUGUCUUAAUUUUGGAAAUAGUAAGUGGAAAAAAGAAUAGUUCUUUUCGUAAUAGAGGAAACAUGGAGGAUCUUCUAAGCUAUGCAUGGAAAAAUUGGAAGGCAGAUACGGCUUCAGACAUAAUAGAUCCCAUUUUGAGUUCAGGUUCAAGAACUGAGAUGAUGAGGUGCAUCCAUAUUGGAUUGUUAUGUGUGCAACAAAACAUAUCUGAUAGGCCAUCUAUGACUUCAGUUAUUCUCAUGCUCACUGGCAACUCUCUAUCUCUUCCGGUACCCUCACAGCCAGCAUUUUUUAUGGGUGCAUCCGACACUUCAAAGGUUGUAGAAUUACAUCAAGCUCAAAGCAGUACUUCUGUCCAAAAUUCUGAAAAUGAGGCUUCCAUUACUGAACUAUCACCUCGCUAAUGUACAAAAAGGCUGCUAAUUUUUAAGGAUGGGUUCUGAUCGAUCAAUGUCUGAAAGAUGGCAACAAUUUGGUCCAGGCUAGAAUUCUAGAUGAACAAAUUUCUUAGACCAAAUCCAAGUGCCUACGUCCAUGAUAAGUGUGAUAUAUGAAUAAUAUCCAUCGACCUAAUGAUCGAUCUGGAUGAUUUUUUGUUACAGCUAUAUAUAUAUAUAUACGGUAGAGAUGUGAAAACUUCACCAAAAAGUGAGUUAAAUAACGAAUUUCACUCUGUAAUUUCAAAGUGAAGAUUCACUCUGCAUAUAGACUAAUAUAUAUUUGGCUUCACUUUUCUGUCAAUUUUUUUUCAUCUUAAGUGA
Messenger RNA from Argentina anserina (silverweed cinquefoil), 2502 nucleotides. Its product is annotated as cysteine-rich receptor-like protein kinase 44. Gene Ontology annotation, cellular component: plasma membrane. NCBI's taxonomy places the organism in Eukaryota, Viridiplantae, Streptophyta, Magnoliopsida, Rosales, Rosaceae. Gene Ontology annotation, molecular function: protein serine/threonine kinase activity; ATP binding. Gene Ontology annotation, biological process: protein phosphorylation. The transcript has 7 exons. The record is from RefSeq and is a predicted model, not a curated record. The coding region runs from base 139 to 2145 and encodes 668 amino acids.